Molecule: messenger RNA, 1563 nt
Organism: Varroa destructor (honeybee mite)
Lineage: Eukaryota; Metazoa; Arthropoda; Arachnida; Mesostigmata; Varroidae
Source: RefSeq, a predicted model, not a curated record
AUCAUCGGCAACGGGCGAUCGAACGAUUUAGAACAAUCUGCUUCUUCUGUCUUCCUUUGCUAAAACUGUUUGUACAUAUGAUAUUCGAAAUAUUAUACCUCUCAUUUAUUCUUCGACCACUAAUCCUAGUCUGUAUUAAUAAUGAAAAUAACAAAUAAGAAGAUUAAUAAUAACAACGAGGUUUCAUUGUGCGUGUAUACGUUCAUAAAUGAAUUGAGCGAGUAGUGCCAAGGAAUCCGAAUUGCCCAAUGUUGGGCGCCUGCGCAGGACCACUUCCGGUGCGGCACUUGCCUCCCUGGUUCGUCGCCCUCGUGACCAUCGGCCGCGGCCCGUCCGCCUCUCGCAGCAUGUGGUGGGGUCUUCACCUUUACUCAUAAAUACAACGACACUGAACCACUAACAAAGCCAACGCGCGACUGCAUUUGCUUGUCGAAGCUCUUCCUACCAACACGGCGCUGCUACGUCCAAGAUGGGCAGCAGUUUCGUUAUUUGUCAGUUAGUUGUAUUGGCGAUCCUCGUACUUGCGGUGAGAAACUGCCAGGCGCUUGUUCUUCAGGGUACGAAUGCAGAUGCCGAGUAUCUGAGUGCUGCCACAAAAGAUGCACAUGAGCGAAACAGCAAGACAAACAAAGGCCAACAGCUAAGCUCCAUAGUAACGGUUGGAGAGUCGCGGCAAGCAAGUUCAGCCAGCGCUAACUCCUCUACAUCGAGUAUCGCCUCGCAAGUGAGUUCUGCCCUCAGUCAAAUUGACCUCGGUUUCGGCUAUUAUAAGAUGUGCCCUUUUCCCUUCUCCUAUUUGCAUCAAUGUGAAGGUUCGUCUGAUUGUCCAGGUAGUGAUUGCUGCGGCAUGUACGCCUUUCCAGGACCCAACCGCUGGAGAAGGUCGUGCUGCGUACCUGACAGUGUUACAACGAUCGCACGAGUGGCGAGCCUCUGCAUUAAGAGUGCCGAAAAACCUGGUGACGUACCUGUAAGUAAUACUCGGCCGUUGAUUCCUAGCGCAUCCUCAGUGCUUCAGAAUGUUGUAGCCCAGGCACUCGGAGUCGGAGAUAGUGGUUCGGAUGAUGAUGACGAGGAUAUCAAGAAACACUGAGAGCAUGCGGUAAAUUGGCACUACAGAAACAACUAAGCACCAGUCAACGAGAGUCGGACACGACCCAACUGGGUCAUUCAAAUCGUAUAUCAGACAUGCACAAGAUUUCUGCCGCCAGCUAUUUAGUUGAUAGCAAAGGCUAAAGCAGGAAAAAAAAUCGUUGGCCUCGGCCAAACGGCCGAUGAUAGGGAUCGUCAGGCUUUCUGUUUGAAGUAAUUUGUGCUUAAGAUCGAGGAAACAGAAGGACACUGUAGCCAGUUAAUCAGUUGCCAGUUGACAAGGCUUUUGAUAGUGUUUAUGUUAUACUCUGAUUCCCUGAAUGGCUCGGUGGCUCAGCUGCCCACCUGGCUUACACCUGGUGUCUUGUACAUUUUAGAUAUAGAAGAAUAUAUUUAUAUGGAAGAUAAUAUUUAAUAUUAUGUAAUAAAGUAAUAAACUUACUUUUCCUGCUCCGAUGUUUUCAAUCCGGU